UCUCCACACCUGCUGUACACUGAUCCCCCGUCCUAUGACAAGUACCUCAAGCGAGGAGAUCACAGUCUCGUGGAUGCGCCCUCUUCUCGGCGUGUGCUCCGCCAAUGAUCAAACACGACUGCAAUGUCAUGUACGACCAUGAAGAAAAAAAGAUCAGGAGCCAAUGGCACCAUAUCGGACAAGUAUCCAUUCUACCAUUCAGCCUCUGGCAAGGUGUCAUUUUUUUUUCUCUGGCGCUUAGGACACUCAUCGUAAUUAUCACCUUUGACUCCUAUCACAACAUUUCUAGCACUCGUUUUCGAACAUGGCGAAACAUAUACCCUUCGUUUGUUUUUUUCAUUUGAUAUAUACAUUCUUCUUCACUUUUUUUGCUUCAUUUUUCUUCAUCGAAGCGGAAACUUUUGGGGCGGUCCUCUCUAGGUUGUGUUUUGUAUUAAGAGA
Molecule: messenger RNA, 441 nt
Organism: Bipolaris sorokiniana ND90Pr
Lineage: Eukaryota; Fungi; Ascomycota; Dothideomycetes; Pleosporales; Pleosporaceae
Exons: 1
Coding region: 105-344 (79 amino acids)
Source: RefSeq, a predicted model, not a curated record